Molecule: messenger RNA, 2508 nt
Organism: Danio aesculapii
Lineage: Eukaryota; Metazoa; Chordata; Actinopteri; Cypriniformes; Danionidae
Exons: 1
Coding region: 3-1283 (426 amino acids)
Molecular function (GO): GTP binding
Source: RefSeq, a predicted model, not a curated record
CCAUGUAUGAGGUCUUUCAUGUGAAGAGCUCCAUUUCUCUCACCAUCAUUGAUACUCCAGGUUACGGAGACACUAGAGGACUGGAGAAAGAUCUGGAAGUUGCAGAGAAUUUGUCUGCUCUGUUUCAGAGCAGUGAUGGAGUUCGAGAAGUCGAUGCUGUGUGUUUUGUGAUUCAAGCAUCUAAGAAUCGUCUCUCAGACAGACAACACUACAUUAUCAGCUCAAUCCUGUCUCUGUUUGGGAAAGACAUUGUGAACAACAUUGUGUUUUUAAUCACACACUCUGAUGGUCUUCCUCCUAAAAAUGUCCUCGGUGCCAUUAAUAAAGCUAAAAUCCCCUGCAGACGAGACCGAAGUGGCCAACCUGUUCACUUCCUAUUCAAUAAUCGUCAGGCUGAAGCUCGACAAAAUGAGAAACGCUACAAUCGUGCUCAAAGAGACGCCUGGGAGGACAGCAUGGAUGGCAUGACGCACCUACUUGCAUCCCUGGAUGAAAAGAACAGAAAAAGUUUAGAGUUGACUUCAGAUGUCCUGAUCGAGCGGAUUCAGUUAGAAGCAUCUAUUUGCAACUUGCAGCUGAGAAUCCAAGAGAAAGAGCUGAAAAAGGCUGAGAAACUUCAGAUUCAAGAAGCAAUGAGGAAAAACAAGGAAAAGAUUGAACAGUGUAAAAACUUCAACAUUAAUGUAAGAAAGACAGUCAAAACGAAGGUGCUUAUUGAGAGUGCAUCAUGGAAACACAGAAAGGCGACAACCUGCACCGUCUGUGAGGAAAACUGCCAUGAGUUUGACUGCUGGUGGGUUUCUGGUCCCAAGAAAUGUGAAGUCAUGAAAAAUGGAUACUGCACUGUGUGCACAGGGAAAUGCCACUACAGCAAACACGUCAAAGAGAACAAGAAAUAUGUCUUCAGAACCUCAAGCAUCAUGAUAGAGUUUGAUUUGAUAAAAAAAGAAUAUGAAAAAGCCCAAAAACAAACCAAGACGUAUUUGAGUUUAAUGGAAGAUCUUGACAAUGAGCUGAGGGAGAUUGACGACCAAAAGGCAAUGUUUCUGUUCAAUGCUUACAAAACUAUCAAGCACCUGUCUCAGAUCGCUCUAAAACCAGACUCUGCCUUCACUCUCCAGCAUCUGGACUUCUUCAUCCCCAGAGUGAGAGAGGCUGGGAAAGAAGAAUGGGUUCGAGAACUGGAGGAGACGAGGAGACAAGCAGUAGCUGAUGAAGCCAAUAAAGACGCUCUGAGUUACCUGAAAGCUGGAUUGGCUAAACUCUUCCUUGCAGGCAAAUGACUGAGUCUAAUCAAGAUAAAACAGUGAACAUGAAGAAGACUGUAAUGAGUGAAACAAAUAUAAUAUACAAACAAAAUAAUUAUGAUUAGGCUUUGACAAUUUGACAAAUUCUUAAUACGAGUUAGUUGAAAUACUAGUUAACCUGGGGAAUUAAACAAAUGCUUGCCACGUUCUCAUUUACAAUCAUUUAUGUGCCUGCAAAAUGUUAAAGAUUCUCUUUGUGGAGGAUUAUAUCAAAGAUUAUAUAACACACAACACUGUAAAAAAAGGCAGUGAUUUUAACUGUAAAAAUGCUACGGUAAAAAUCUGGUAACCUGGUUUACAGUAUAUUUCCUUAAUAUAUAUACGGCGAAUUACCGUAAAUUGACUUUCCCAGAAUUCCCUGCAUGGCACAUCACUUUUUAUUCUUUUUGUUGACAUUACUAUGGAUCUUUUUAGUUGUUUCCCCAUCAGUUCUGGACAUUAGAGAUUAAUGUUACAUCUAAUGUUGAUAAACAAUGUUUAUUUCAUGACUUUAAUUUGAUGUGUGUGACCAUACUGGUGUUUAGUAGCUGUGUGAAUGACACUGAGCACCUUCUAUACACUGAUACACUUUUCUGCUUGUGGGAAAAGUUGAUUGUGAUGAGCAUUGGUUCAUUAUGUAACUUUCGCAUCACCUCCUGCAUAUGGCUGUGCUAACGUGUCUAUCUGUGUAACAAAAGAUGUGUAGAUGUUGGUAAUUGAAAACACAGACACAUUACAUCUAUAAAGUAAUGAAAUACGGUAGUUUGCUGUUAAAAUGAGGAAUUGUUUUUACGGUUUGUACCGUGUUUUUAACGGUAAAAUACUGGCAAGCACAGCUGCCAAUUUUUGUUUUGUUUUUUACAGUGAAGAUGUUUCACUCAAAUAGUUUUGAAUGGGGAAAAUGUAAUGGCCAAUAUGGCUGCUCCGGUGAAGAAAGCCAAACCCGUUAGUAAAGGAGCCAAUCAUUGAUCGCUAUAAACUGAUUAUUCUUUGGGGGAGGGGCUUGGUAAAGAUGUGCUUGUAUGAUAGUUUUUGCAGCUUCAUUGUUAUGUAACCUAUGUACAAAAAGCUUAAAAUGCUUUAAAAUGGUUUGAAAUGUUAAUUGGUUUGAAAACAAAUGUUCUCUGGUUGUUUAAUCUGCAUAAAAUAAAUGUAUUUACCCUUAUGAAUUCUCACCCCCACAUGACGGAAAUCAAGAGAAAACAAAAAGGUCGCUGUUGAU